AUGCACGGGCAGAUCACCAGUGAAGCUGGCAGUACGGGCAGAGAUAAUCAGGAGGGACCAAUUCGAGCAAUGGGAAUGCUCGAUAUGAAAGACGGGGGCGAAUGGGAUGAUGGAGGCUCGGGGGCUCGAUGGUUGGAUGGUCAGUCGCGACACGCAAAACUCGCGGCCGCUGAGGUUGAGCCGCUAACCGUAUUGGGACUGGCGUGGAUUAGGUAA
Messenger RNA from Penicillium lagena, 216 nucleotides. RefSeq lists its product as uncharacterized. The coding region runs from base 1 to 216 and encodes 71 amino acids. Lineage: Eukaryota; Fungi; Ascomycota; Eurotiomycetes; Eurotiales; Aspergillaceae. The record is from RefSeq and is a predicted model, not a curated record. The transcript has a single exon.